This is a messenger RNA of Penicillium alfredii, 2175 nucleotides long. RefSeq names its product putative C6 transcription factor (Leu3). Gene Ontology annotation, cellular component: nucleus. Gene Ontology annotation, molecular function: DNA-binding transcription factor activity, RNA polymerase II-specific; transcription cis-regulatory region binding; zinc ion binding. The transcript is spliced from 6 exons. Gene Ontology annotation, biological process: DNA-templated transcription; regulation of DNA-templated transcription. The record is from RefSeq and is a predicted model, not a curated record. Bases 1 to 2175 code for a protein of 724 amino acids. NCBI's taxonomy places the organism in Eukaryota, Fungi, Ascomycota, Eurotiomycetes, Eurotiales, Aspergillaceae.
AUGGCGGGUGUCAACCAUACGCCUGUCUCAGCUGCCGCGUCCGAGGCUGUAUCGGGUCGCAAGCGCAAUGUCACCAUUGCGGGCAUGGAUAGUUCGCCGGGGAGCAUCGAAGAUGCCGAUGAUAAUGAUGCGCGAGAGGAUAGGAGGCGACAGCCGGUGAAGCGUGCCUGUAAUGAGUGUCGACAGCAGAAGCUCCGAUGCGACGUCAUUCAAGAUCCCUGGUCCGAUUGUUCGCGGUGCCGUCGACUGAAGCUCGAUUGCAAAAUUGAGUCCAAUUUUAAACGCGUCGGGAAGCGCAGUCGGAAUGCCGAGAUGGAGCGUGAAAUCAUUGAGCUCAGGAAGCAAAUUGCUUCCUCCGGCCCGGGGGUGCCUCAACAGCAACAGCAACAGCAACAGCCGGUCGACACGCCCAAGCAGGAUUCAAAUCAGGUCAGCCCUGCUGUCUAUCAGACCCCAUCGGCCAUGUCCGCAGAUCAGUACAUGGGCUCCCAGGAAGCGGUUGCUUCGCUAUUGGAUUUGCGCUCGGGCUUCGACGGCUCCAACUAUAUGCGCAAUGGAGGAGCACAGGUCAAGCGCAUUGAGGAUGUCAUGGUGGUGCCGGAGAAAGUCAUCGAGUUGUUCAACCUGUUCUUCACUUAUUAUCACCCAUUCCUCCCGUUUCUCGACCGGAAGCAGCCCCCAGAGGAAUAUUAUAAUAUCUCGCCAUUGCUGUUCUGGACGAUCAUCAGCGUUGGCGCCCGACGCUACCAAAGCGAUUCGACUUUGUUGAACUCUCUUGCUGGUCCUGUGACUCGACUGGUGUGGAGUACUCUAGCGGACAUUCCCCAAAGUUAUCAUGUCGUCAAGGCGCUCUGUCUGCUGUGCUCUUGGCCCUUCCCCACGAGCAGCACCUCCACCGAUCCCACGUUCAUGCUGUGUGGAAUGAUGGUACAGGUAGCUAUGCAGCUGGGUCUUCAUCGCCCAUCCCAUUCCCAGGACUUCAGCAAAUUUCGGGUGGAGCUCAUUGAGGAUGAGCUUAAAGACAAGGUCCGGACGUGGGCUAUUUGCAACAUAGUUGCGCAACGUGUUUCAACUGGCUAUGGUCAGCCACCAUCGACGCUAUAUGAUUGGACUCUGUCCUCCAGCGACUCGUUAGAUCCAAAUCUCAAGCUACCAGGAGAUAUCAAACCCAGGCUCGAAAUCGAGAAGUUUUGUGACAAGAUCACCCGAGCGCUUUACACGAACCGACGAGAUCCUGUUGGGUUAACCGGAGAUCAGGAAAGGUUUGCGAUGAUAUCGUUUUUGUCACGGGACUUCGAUGAGCUCGAGGAACAAUUCAAGGCACAGAAUGACUGCAUCACCGAUCUAUAUCUCCAUGCUUCCAAUCUGCAUUUACACCUCUCAGCUUUCUUUGACGAUCCAAAUGCGAAGGAUUAUCGGGAGCGUGUUUUAUCUCUCUAUGUGGCGACCACGUCCUUCCUUGAAGUUGCCAUGAACCUAGAAACUGAGGUUGGGCCCGUCCUCUCCUACACCCCAUACUAUAUCUACCAGAUGAUGGUUGCGGCGGGCUGCACGCUUCUCAAGCUGUGCAAGGGCUUCUUCGCAGCCCAUAUCGACAUGGAGUACACCAAACACUUGUUUAAUCGAACCAUCUGGGCCAUUCGGGGAGUUUCUGUGUCGAGUAACGACCUGCCUGAGAGACUGGCCGAGGUGCUGGCGCAGAUGUGGAGACUAGGCGGGGCGCCACAACGUUCUUCCACCCACACUGAUGUAGAUGACUCCUUGAGACUCAAAGUCCGCUGUCGGAUGAGCAUGUCUCUGCUGUUUGACUCGGUGUGGCGAUGGCGCGAGGAUGCGCGGACCAAGGGACGAAACAUUGAAGCCUAUUUGAAGAACCCUACAAAUCCAGACUCAACGGCCGAUUCAUCUGCUGCCUCAUCUGUUGGUCCCAUUCGCACCGCCUCCUCUACACCCGGCAUCUCUGGCGGCGACCCAAGCCUUGCGCCAGCUCCCAUGUUGUCGCAAGCCAGCCUUGGGGUCCAAGGAUCCACGAACGGGGUCAGUGGACUCCCAAGUGGAUUUAUGGAGCCCAACUACGAAGUUUUCGAUCCACUAAACUGGCUUCUUGACGGCUUGGUGGAUCUGCCUUACUCAUAUUCGACGAUGGGUGGCAUGGAGUCCCAGGGCAUUGCAUAA